GGGUUGGUAACGUUGUACGCAAUGCGUUUUGUACGCUUGCGUCAACUUGACAUUUAAGAAAAGCGGUAAAUUCAAAUAUUUAAAUAACCAUGGCAACAAAACCAAUUAAAUCUAUUAUCACAGAACAUAAUAUGUUAAUAUUAUUCAAAGUUGUCAAAGUAUACUUUUAGGGUUAGUUAAAGCUCUAUGGGUUUAAGAUGUGUUCCAAAUUAAUUGAAAAUAUAUAUGAUCAAUCAAUUUUGAAUGAAAAAAGUGCUUUUCUAACUGAAGAUGUGGAGAAAAUAGCCAAUAGAACAUUAUCAGAAAUUUCAAAUUCCCAUAAAUAUGUAAAAGAAUGUCAAAAAACCAUUAAUUUAAAAGAUGAAGAAAUUUGGAGAGUACCGAAUCCAAAAAAUAAAGUGAUGCAUGAAGUGAACGUAAAUCAUUUGAUUAUACAAGAUAUUCCGGUUUUUAAUAAAGGAAAUAAUGGUAAGAAACGUGAGACAUUAGUAAGUAGAAAGUAUUUUAUUAAAUGGAGAAAUAUUGUGAAAGGGCGCAAAAAUUUGUCUGUUUUAAAAGAACAACAAGCCAAAGAAAAACAAAAAUUAGAUAAAUUAAUUGAAAAUAUUUUAAAAACAAAGCCAAAAAUAAUGGAUGAAAAGGUUGUAAAAAAUAAGACCAAGAAGAUAAAAAAGCCAAAUGAACCCAGUUGCAUUAAAAACCGCUAUAAGGCACAACACGAUAUAAUAAAAAUGCAAAAAAAUAAAAUUGAACAGCAAGAUAAAAUAAUAAAAGAACUAAAGCUGGGAAUUAUAAGGGAAGAUCUGGAAAAAUCAGUGGGCAAUACAAACGUUGACAUACAUGAAAUUUUCCACAUGUGCUCAAAAAAUUUAAAGUUAAAAAUGCCACAUCUGCAAAAGGUUGACGAAAGAGAGAAAAUAAUGGUAAACAGCCAGAAAGCUCCAAAAUUGGUGCAUGAAAUGGAGAAAAGAGCUAUGGAAAGAUCAAUGAAAAGGGAACUUAUUCUGGAGAGAAAACGGAUUAUUGAAGAGGAGCGCCAAAGAUUACUGGAGGAAAUGUUGGAGAAAAAGGCGGCAAUCGAGGAAGAACAAUUAAAAAAGAAUUUGGAGGCAAUUAAAGAGAGGAGGAAAAAGGAAUUGGAGCUUGAGAAAAUUCGUCAGUUCAACAAAACAAUAUUUUUAGAGAAAUACGAAAAGGCUGUAAAAUUUUAUAAUGGCCGGAUAAAAAACAAGUGUUUCAAAAUAUUAUAUGACGAUUUUAGGGAAUGUAAAAGAAAGUAUUCUAUGGCUGAAAUAUUUUAUGAGAGAAAAAUUCUGAAAAUUGCUUUUAAUUCUUGGAUAUUUUUUAUUGAAGAUAAAUAUAAGAUGAAGUAUAAUAUUGCUGAGGCAAUGUUUGCUUAUAAAACAUAUAGAAAAUAUUUAGAUUUAUGGCAUAAGUAUUGUAUAGAAAUAAGAUUCAAUAUGCAAACAGCUGAAGAUUAUUGCGAUUUUCGGUUAACUUCCAAUGUUUUUUCUCAAUGGAGAAAUGUUGCAUACAAUCAAAUAAUUUUAAGAGAAAAAAGAAUGAAACUUGCUGAGGUUCAUUACAACAAGUAAGAAAAUAUAUAUUAAAGCUUUUUGGUUAAAAAAAUAAAAACCUAUUAUAUUUAAGCUUUAAUUAACAAAAAUACAUAAUUAUUUCAUUUGAUAAAUAAAAUGUUUUGCAGAAAAAACAAUAAACUGGGUGUU
Molecule: messenger RNA, 1727 nt
Organism: Brassicogethes aeneus
Lineage: Eukaryota; Metazoa; Arthropoda; Insecta; Coleoptera; Nitidulidae
Source: the annotation of a GenBank genome assembly